Molecule: messenger RNA, 1026 nt
Organism: Hyalella azteca
Lineage: Eukaryota; Metazoa; Arthropoda; Malacostraca; Amphipoda; Hyalellidae
Product: histidine-rich protein PFHRP-II-like
Exons: 3
Coding region: 1-1026 (341 amino acids)
Source: RefSeq, a predicted model, not a curated record
AUGGCGGGAUGCCCGCAAUGGAAGCAAAGGAAGGACAAAGACUUGAGAGUUGAGGCUGACAGCAGCCGAGGCGGGGGACGUCAGUGGCUUAGGCGUUCAGUUCGGGGAGCAUCCGCUCCAGGAGAGUACCGUUGCGGCGAGCACUCUUGUGUGAGAGUCACUCAGCUCGCUCUCAGAGGUCACUCAGCUCGCUCUCAGAGGUCACUCAGCUCACAACCACUCAGCUCGCUCUCAGAGGUCAAUCAGCUCACAGCCACUCAGCUCGCUCUCAGAGGUCACUCAGCUCACAGCCACUCAGCUGCUCUCAGAGGUCACUCAGCUCACAACCACUCAGCUGCUCUCAGAGGUCACUCAGCUCACAACCACUCAGCUGCUCUCAGAGGUCACUCUGCUCACAACCACUCAGCUGCUCUCAGUGGUCACACAGCUCACAACCACUCAGCUGCUCUCAGUGGUCACACAGCUCACAGCCACUCAGCUCGCUCUCAGAGGUCACUCAGCUCACACCAAGAUGAAGCCACCUCUGCCGCUUGGCUUCCUCUUCUGGCUGUCACUAGUCUCAGUGUGAUCGUGCGCUACUCCUACUGUAACCUAAAAGCUCGCACAGCAGUCGUCUUCGUUCUCGUGCCCACCACGACAGUGCACGUCGCAUCAUCAGUGCACGUCGCAUCGUCAGUGCACGUCGAAUCGUCAGUGCACGUCGCAUCGUCAGUGCACAUCACAUCAUCAGUGCACGUCGCAUCGACAGUGCACGUCGCAUCAUCAGUGCACGUCGCAUCGUCAGUGCACGUCGCAUCGACAGUGCACGUCGCAUCAUCAGUGCACGUCGCAUCGACAGUGCACGUCGCAUCAUCAGUGCACGUCGCAUCGUCAGUGCACGUCGCAGCGUCAGUGCACGUCGUAUCGUCAGUGCGGGCAUGCAAGUCUCAUCUUUUCCACCCAAACCAGUUUCGGUGGAUCGUUCAACUAGGGCCUCUAGCGUCACCGUCGCUGCUGCCUCGAGCGCUGCUACACGUAACAACGUAA